UUUGUAAAUAAACUAGUGAGUUCAGUAUAUUUGUUUCCUUUAUUAAUAUACCAGGAAAUAGAGAACAGAGAUAUAUUGAAAUUGCACUGGGUUUCUCAAUUCUUCGUCGUAUAAUUCAGAUGAAUUCAUUUUAUCCGUAUGUAAAUACCGAAAGAACCAAGAAAACUGACCACACGCAUUUCAGCGCCCUUAAGAAGCAAGAGUUUUGGUGGUUUCUUCCAUUAGAGCAACAAUUAUGUGAUUACAAAGAAACAAACCAAAAGCUAAAAAAUAUAUUUAUUUUUUGUGUCACUCACUUAUCAUGUUCAUUCUGUGUUAUCAUCUUAACCGAUACUAUGCCGAUACUUGCCAAGAGUUAAAAUUGCUGCGGCACCUCCGCUCCGUGGAAAAUGGUUCAGGGAAUUUUGAUAUUUUUUGAUUGGUAGCUCUGGUUUUGUGAUACAGUUUGCGCUUUAAAAGUUGUGAAAAUAAAUGAAGUAUUUGAAUGUUUGUUUUUAUUUACUCCCGUCAUGAAUAUAAGUUGUGUAAUUUGCAGUGAUUUAUUUUUACCGACAUCAGAGAUACACAGCACAACAUGUGGACACAUGUUUCAUUUACCGUGCUUGAUGAACUGGUUGGAAAGGUCCAAAAGUUGUCCCCAAUGCAGAAAUAAAGUUACGGAAAAGUCCCUUCAUAGAGUUUUCUUCAAUUUGGCUAACGUUGACGUUGGACCAGCUGAUGUAGGCUCUUUAGUAAAUCAAGUUGAAAACUUACAAUUCAAAAUAACUCUAGAGAAGAAAAACAAAAAGGAGAAUCAGGAGAAAAUUCGUACACUUGAAUCCAUGAAUCGUGGUCUGAGAGAGGAAGUUGCCAACCUGGAGAAUAAAGAAAAAGUCCACGAGUCUGCUAUACAUGCUUUGAAGGAUCAAAUAACGUAUUUCAAGUCGAGGGCAAAGGAAACUGAUAGACUUUCUGCAGAAAUAGUCAGAUUAAAAAACAGUAUGAAAGAUAUGGACAAUGUGAAUGUUGCUAUCAAUGGUACUAGAGACCAGGUGGACGAAAUCUUGAGAAACCAACACAACAUCGAAUCUCUGGCACUUCUUGCAGCAACUUUGAAGAAGGCUCUAUUGGAUGCAGAAAAACAUAAAAGAGAAUCGGACUCCAACCUAAAAAGAGCGAAAAAUGAUGCAAGUAGGUAUAAAAGGGAAUGCUGUUCUUUGGAAUCCCAAGUUGCUGAUUUGAGGAGACAACUGCAGACUUUGAAAACAAAAUAUGAAAAAGAAAAACAGUACAUCAAACAAAAAAUUGCAGAGAAAAGACUUUACUCAGAUGCCACCAUAGACAUUACUAGUGACGUUAGUUUAACAUCUAAUGAUGGAUCUGUGGUAUGUUUGGAUUCACCUAGUACUAAACAAAGCACUUCCAGUAAUACAUCACUACCAAUGCCUGAAAGAGUUCAACAAAUUUUGAAUUCUGAUUCGCCCUAUUUACCGUUAAAAACCAAUGCCACUAGUAUGGAGCAUAGUUCCCUUUUGAAUGGAAAACCUCAACUAGGAAGUGGUACAUCUUUUAGUUCAUAUACUAUUUUCAAGACAAAUUCUUCGAAUAAAGGAGACAAGAAACCUUCCCGAAAUGAUGUUUAUUAUAACGGAUUAGGAGGAUCAGCGAAAGAAGAUUUAUAUCCAUCACCAAAACCACUACAGACUGGUUUGAAACGUAGCCGCUCAAACACCACAGUUUCUGCUAGAAAAUUCAAAAAACUUUCAGCCUUUCCAACCAAGAAGUGAAAUAAUGUGUUAUAUAUUUAUUGGGAGAGAUAUUUUAUUUUUUUAAUUUAUAAAUAUACCUUAUUUAAAACUA
Messenger RNA from Leptinotarsa decemlineata (Colorado potato beetle), 1839 nucleotides. RefSeq names its product TRAF interacting protein no poles (gene nopo). NCBI's taxonomy places the organism in Eukaryota, Metazoa, Arthropoda, Insecta, Coleoptera, Chrysomelidae. Gene Ontology annotation, molecular function: ubiquitin protein ligase activity. Gene Ontology annotation, biological process: protein ubiquitination; replication fork processing. Gene Ontology annotation, cellular component: nucleus; site of DNA damage. The record is from RefSeq and is a predicted model, not a curated record.